This is a messenger RNA of Chaetomium fimeti, 662 nucleotides long. RefSeq lists its product as uncharacterized. Bases 94 to 426 code for a protein of 110 amino acids. The record is from RefSeq and is a predicted model, not a curated record. The transcript has a single exon. NCBI's taxonomy places the organism in Eukaryota, Fungi, Ascomycota, Sordariomycetes, Sordariales, Chaetomiaceae.
GGAUCUGGGGUGCUGGAUCUGGGCUGGCUGGUCUGCGCCGUUGCGCUGCGCUGCGUUGAGUUGCGUUGCGCUGCGUUGCUUGGAUCGAGUGGGAUGGGUUAUUUUAAUAUCCUCUUUUCUUUCUUUGUCUUCCUCUUCUCAUCUUCUUUCUCGCCUUGUCUCUGCAUCCGUGGGGUGGUUGUGGGGGAACGGUGGACGGGCGGGAGACGGAGAAUGGGUAAUGAUAAUGCGUUGGAUGCUGUGCAUGGGUGGUGUAAUGGGUUGGUAGAAGGACGGAGGAUGGAUGCACUGGCCUGGCCUGCUCGAGAGGGAGGAGAUGCAGAGGAGACGAAAGAGGGAGUGUUAACCACACCUUUGGGCUGUCAUGUUGUCGUGGGCUUGGGGCGGUUGGUUCGUGGUGUUGGUGUUGGUGGAUGGAGAGGUUGAGGUCGUCGGUCGAUACCCGCUGGGAGAUCUAAGGUCAAGGGGGGACGGGAUGAAAUGAAAAAAGACUAAUAGACACAGUACUGGAUUUGCGAAACCUGCUGCUUGUGCGUGAUGCCGUCGUCGUUGGUCAGGUUCGACAUUCCCUCCUCGCCCUGACAAGGAGGAUAUGAAACGAAAAACGAGUCCUUGCUGACAGGAAGGGGGAACGACAUGUCGUUGAAUUAAGAAUACGCCGU